Toxoplasma gondii ME49 is the source of this 1932-nucleotide messenger RNA. RefSeq lists its product as hypothetical. The record is from RefSeq and is a predicted model, not a curated record. Lineage: Eukaryota; Apicomplexa; Conoidasida; Eucoccidiorida; Sarcocystidae. Gene Ontology annotation, cellular component: delta DNA polymerase complex. Gene Ontology annotation, biological process: DNA-templated DNA replication; DNA synthesis involved in DNA repair. The transcript is spliced from 2 exons. The coding region runs from base 401 to 1342 and encodes 313 amino acids. Gene Ontology annotation, molecular function: DNA-directed DNA polymerase activity.
UUCUCUGCAUACGAACAUAGGGAUUAUCACCCAGGCAUGUCUCGCAGAGAAUCGGGAAAUCUGAUUGCUCCUGCGUCCGCCCCUUGAAGUCGUGCGCAAUGCCGAAGCCGCUCUUCUCCAGCCCCGACAUUGUGCUCACUGUCAACACCUCAAUCACUAGCAGACAGCUUGACAAUAAAGUGGAAAAACCCUUGUCUCUCCACACAAAAAAAUGGGAUGCAAACGUGAGAAAUGAAUUCGUGGCAACGUGGACGAGGUAAAACUGCCGCAGUAACUUCGCACGCCGCGGGAUGGAUCCUCAAAACCUUUCUCGUCAAAGUGAUCCUAUCUUCUGCAUCCAGUUAACAAUUUUACGACCCCUAAUGCAAUACUACGGAUGGAAUGAACAAGGAAGCUUUUUAUGGCUGCCCUGUCAAGUGCCGUUUACCCUGAUACGAAUUUUUGUUCGGAUGUUACGUGUAUCGCAUGCACUGUAGCUGCCCUCCAGACGGUUGCUGGUUUUGACAGUCGGUGCCGCAUGUCGAGCCGCUGUGGUCUUCAAUACUCACCUUGUCCAGAUUGGAAGGUCAGUCGAUGGCGAGUACCGUGUUGUCGCACGGUGUCCAAGCUCACCUUACUUGUCAGUUUUAUGCCAUCAUUUUAUUCGUGUGCUUUGGCCAAAAUGAACGCUGAAGAAUUGCGCGAAACGCCAAAGAAAGGCCGGAGAGGAGGUCCACGCCGGACGUCAGCUGACCGGGAGCAUGGUAGCGGCAAAUCACCACCAUCUAGCAAGGGAGUUAGAAGCAAAACCAAGCACCAUACAGCUCCGCUUAGACUCCCUCAUUCAGCGCUGUGUAAAGGUUCAUACCAGAUUGCCAAGAAAUGCACCACUGAAGGUCCAUUCGAUACCGCGUCAUCGCCGGAGGUGCGGAUGGCUGUCGCGCAGCCAAAGCGUAUUUGCUCACUUCGAGACACCAGAGACGCGGCUGAACAAUCCCGGGUGUUUUGUGGCCAGAACAGUCAUCGCACUAAUCCUUGUAAUCGGUUCCAAGGAUUAAGUGAGACCCUUCGACACAAGCUUAGCCUCGAGCGUCAGAAGACUCGUCACUUUGUCCUAGGCGGUGAUGAGGGGCAAGCGCUCGGCACAGCCCUUGAGCCAAUGCUACAAAGGUUCGACAUGGCAGUUCAGUAUGGCCCAUGUUGUGGCCUCUCCAGAUCGGAGCGUUGGUAUCGAGCAGACGAAUUAGGGAUGAAACCGCCACUGGAGGUGAAGCAGGCGAUACAGUUCACCCGCGGCGAUGCGUCUAUUUUCGAUCAACGAUUGUCCAGGUUUGGUGUCACAAAUCUGGAGAAGCACAAGUAGCCCGUUCGUUCUGUCUCCUGUCGUCAUCCUGGUACUUGCUGAGCGUCAUCUUCUGAACAAAAUCCAGCCUCUGUAGGUAUCGGUAUCUCUCGAGACGAAGAACCAAUUAUGCCUGUGUGAGAAUCUGACGUGGUGUACCACGUCAUCGCUUUCUGAAGAAGCCCCUCUGGUACCAAUACUGUGCGGGAGAGUGAGAAGCCAAUUGCAGUUUUUUUGCCGUUAGCUCUUGUGGCUUUUGAUGAGAGGGUAAGAAACAAUGUAAAGUCGAAGCUUGCUUUUGUUCUGUGUGGUAAGAGACUGUUGUCAAGUUGUUGUUCCAAGCAACAACUGCGAGCAGUUCCUGCAGGGGAUUUUAGUGAACUGCUCACAUCAGCAAUCAGGGCCUAUUAAGUAAGCAUUUUGCCCCAGACGUGACUGAGUAACUUCUACACAUAGAUUGUAGCAUUCCGAUGCUGUGGCACAUUUGUGUAGGGGGCUACGCAGAGAUUCAUGUUCAUACUCUUUGGUGGCAGGCUUUCACACAGACACACGACAGUUGAGAAAGCGCGGUGUAUCGACAGCGCCAUUUUGUCACCAACAUUUUCUUGCAC